CAGCUUGCAAAGCUUCUUGGUGAUCGUUAUGCAGACUUUAUCAAAGCAUUUUAUCAAUCAACUGAAUACCUACUUAGACAGCUUGAUUCACGUAAAACAACCUGGGCAAAAGCAUUUACAGAAGAACAAUUUGCUGGUCAGUUUGCAGCUUGGCGUGAAAAGACAGUAUCAUAUAUGACACCAAGUUUAUAUACUGAUCAAAUGAAUGAGGUAGUAAUGUAUCGUAGCAAAAGGGUUAGUUUUGAGGAGCCAUAUAAUUUAAUAUUAGAGGUUGUUAAUAAUGGGCCGAUUGAAUUUGAGUAUGAUUUCCGUCAGAUACGGUUUGACAAACUUCUUGAAGGGGUUGAUUAUUCCUUAGUUGCUGAAGUUUGGAAUAUUCAAUCAAUCGAACAUAAUUCACAUGUUGGACAGAAUGUAGUGCUAUUAAAAAAUAGAUUUCAUUUAUACACAUGCAUUUUAUUAUUUGAUGGUGGAGUAGUUUGCCGUCAUUGGUUUUGUGUUCUUUUACAGUCUGAAAAGGCCUAUUUUCAUAUUUCUCUUAUUUCAAGACAUUGGCACAAAGAUAAAUUUAUAGACACAGUGGUUGCUAAUGAGCCAUUUGUUAGAAGCAAAUUAUUAGAAAAGAACAGUUCAACACUAUCCUUAUCUUCUUUUCCAGAGAUUGCUGAUUCGUGGAAUACUAUGCUUAUUGAACCUCCUGUACAAACUGCAGCAAAAGUGAUUGGCCACAAACAAUCAAUUAAAGGAACAUUGCUUGGACUUGCCCGUAAAUGUGUAGAAGUAGUUAAUUAUGAUGAUUUAAAUGAUUCAAAGAUUUUAAUAGAAAUAUUUAAGGAAUGGAUACACACCCAUGAGAAAGCACAAUGCGACAAAUGA
Messenger RNA from Racocetra persica, 876 nucleotides. Lineage: Eukaryota; Fungi; Glomeromycota; Glomeromycetes; Diversisporales; Gigasporaceae. The record is from the annotation of a GenBank genome assembly.